This is a messenger RNA of Strongylus vulgaris, 858 nucleotides long. The record is from the annotation of a GenBank genome assembly. NCBI's taxonomy places the organism in Eukaryota, Metazoa, Nematoda, Chromadorea, Rhabditida, Strongylidae.
AAACCCGUGUUCACUAUCAUCAACAACAUGGAUCUCGCUGUAGUUGACUUCCCUAUUAGCGUAGUCUUUCCAAGGGAUGCGUUCCUAGUCGAAAUUGAAGGAAAUCCUAUGUUACCAAUCGCCUGGCUGCGAAAAAUGAAGAAAAGAUGUCCGAAAUGUAAAGUCGAGGAAGCUUCAGCUUGUGGCCUCACAACAAGAGAAUAUACAGACAAACAGCUUGCAAUUGCUUGCGCAGGAAAAACUGUGAUUCGCCCUGCUACUGGAUUUUACCUGACAAUCAGCUCCCAAUAUGUCACAGAGGAGGAAAUGAAUUUGAUGUGUUCAAAGGCCGUUUAUAUGGAAAUCUGCAUUCUCAUUACUGAUUCGCGCUACAAAAGAUUACGUUGUCCACAUCUAAAAGAGCUGAAACCUUGCCUUCCAGAUCGACCAGCGAUUACAAUCAUGGACAAUCCAUUCUUCCAAGAAUUUGUGAUCCCAACAACAGUGGUUUAUCCUAAAGGGCACCAAAUAGUACAAAUCUCUGGCAAUCCAAUGUUAAAUCCAAACAUUCCUCAGAAAUACAGGCCUUGGUGCAAUAACUGUGUCAUCACUCUCGAUUACGCCUGCGGCAUCACAACGCCUACUUUCACAAUGAAAGAGCUUGUCACGGCAUGUGCAGGAAAGAAGUACAUUGUCCCAGCCCCUGGCGUUAAACUUUUUGUGACAGCCCAAGAUGUGACCGAAAACGAGCUAAACCUUCUGUGUUCAAGAGCUGUUUACAUGGAGAUUUGCAUUGAUAUCGUCAAUUCCGAUAUCAGAAGUUUCCGCUGUCCUCAUUUGAAGGAGCUGAGAUCAUGCCAGAAGAGUAAGCGAAAUUAG